GCCGUGCACGCCGUGCAGGAAUAUAAGAAUUUUCGCGCCCGUGCUGCCACUGGCUGGCGCGGCAUGAGCCCUCCUUCGAUUGGCUGGAGUGAUGGCGCGUGGGCAUGAGCUCUCCCCGGAUUGGCCGGCGCGGCCGUGAGGCGCGCGCGGGUCGUUCGGCCGUCUGGCGCCAUGAACUGCCUGACUGUGCCCGGCGUCCACCCCGGCUCCCCCAGCCGCCCGCGCGGGCAGAUACAGGUGAUCUUCGGCCCCAUGUUCUCCGGGAAGAGCACGGAGCUCAUGCGGCGGGUGCGGCGGUUCCAGCUGGCUCAGUACCGGUGCCUCCUGGUGAAGUACGCCAAGGACACGCGCUACUCCGUCUCCGGCGUCUCCACACACGACAAGAGCACCAUGGAGGCCCUGCCAGCCUGCCUCCUCAUGGACGUGUACCAGGAGGCGCUGGGCUCUGCCGUCAUCGGCAUCGACGAGGGCCAAUUUUUCCCAGACAUCGUGGAGUUCUGUGAGAUGAUGGCAAAUGCUGGGAAAACCGUCAUUGUUGCUGCUCUUGAUGGGACUUUCCAGAGAAAGGCUUUCGGGAGCAUCCUGAACCUCGUCCCGCUGGCAGAGAGUGUGGUGAAGCUGAAUGCCGUGUGCAUGGAGUGCUACCGAGAAGCCUCCUACACAAAGAGGCUGGGAGCAGAAAGGGAGGUUGAAGUGAUUGGAGGAGCAGACAAGUACCACUCUGUCUGCCGAGCCUGCUACUUCCGCAAGCGGCCUCAGCAGACUGGGUUGGAAAACAAGGAGAAUGUGCCCAUGGGGGUGAAGCAGCUGGACGUGGCUGCCUCACGGAAGAUCUUUGCUUCUUGACUGCUGGGCUCCUGCACGGGGAAAAAUGAGAGGAAGGAAGCUACGUGCUGCAGCCCCCAGAUGCCAGAUCUGGCUUCCCUUGCUUUUAGCAAAACUGUUAAGUGUCUUAGCUCUGCCUGCCAAGCCGCUGUUCCUCUGCACUGAGCGCCGGGAAAGAAGAGGAUCAACCCGAUGUGAUGCCGGGGGGAAGCUGAAGCAGGAGCCUGACUAAAAGCGAGUUCCUUUCUCGUACAUGGAAAAGCGACAGGUGUAGUUACUGAUGCUGCCACAUAAACAGGUCCCAAAAAACUGUCCCAGCAAGCCAGGCUGCAGGGCUUCCAUCGCCUGCCAUAGUUCGGCCUGGUCUCCUCCCUGUGUUCAGGCUGGCACUGGUGGAUGGUUCACUUGCCUGUCAACGCAACCGUUUCUUUAUCUCUUGCACACUGUUGCUAAAUUCCAGGUUUCUUAAGACAAUGUACAGUAAGUUAGUAUUUUAAGCCCACUUCCUUUUUUAGCAGCCUGAGGGAUAACUCGUUGCUUGUCGUAGAGCUGUGGCACAACUUUUCAACUGACACACGUAGCAGCUGCCCGGCCCUCAGCAGUCCCUCUGAACGACUCUGCACGGCCUGUCCCUUUGCUGUUACAAUCACCUGCUGUAACUGUCCUGUAAACUUUUGUUGAAACAGAGGCGGCGGGGGGGAGAAGGAAGGCUUGUCUUGACAGCCUGACAGUGGGCUCUUCUGAACCCUUGAACUUUAAAAGGGCUGGCAGUAGUCUCGUAGUAGUCUGUGUAUUUAGUUCUUCCAAAAGGACUCUUGACUUCACUUCAGGAAGAGCCUCCUCUCCAAAAUCAGGGUGGUUUUGCUCAGGUCCAAGCUUCGUGCUGCCACUUCAGUGCUUGGUUACCUGUGAAGGGUUUGGAGGCUCAGGACUUUAUCUGUAAAGGUUUGGGCUACUGUUUCUGUGCAGAUCGAGCUACCUGGAGAAGGGUCUCUGCUUUGAGUGGUUCUCAACUCUAGUCAUGUAUCUUGCUCUCCCUCCUGAGCCUUCUAAAAAUUCUCGAGGCUGAUUCUUCCUCUGCUGUAAGUUGACUGAAGGAUCCUCUUUCCCCUUUGCUUGACUUGGCUUCUGGUAGGUUGUGGAGUUUUUUUCCUUACUCCUUGCAAAAGUGCUUUUCCCUGUAAGCCAGUGUCCGCGAGCUCCAAGCAGCAGCUCUUGGUUCUGGCCAGGUCAAAUCUCCACGUGUGAAUGCAGUGCUCUCUGUUUGCUGACACCCUCCAGGGGGAGGAGGCACCUCCCGAGAAGGUUACAAGAGCCAUCUGAGAACCCCUGCUCCCUCUGCGUCACUUGACAUGAUGACAGUUGUACUCACAAGCACUUCAUUGCCAGGCCUGGGCUUUCCCCUUGCAGGGCGGGGAGGCAGCACUGCUACUGGUUUAGAUUAAUAAAUAACUUAAUGAA
Chroicocephalus ridibundus (black-headed gull) is the source of this 2286-nucleotide messenger RNA. It is a transcript of the gene TK1, whose product is annotated as thymidine kinase 1. Lineage: Eukaryota; Metazoa; Chordata; Aves; Charadriiformes; Laridae. Gene Ontology annotation, molecular function: ATP binding; thymidine kinase activity. The record is from RefSeq and is a predicted model, not a curated record. The transcript is spliced from 7 exons. Gene Ontology annotation, biological process: thymidine metabolic process. The coding region runs from base 172 to 846 and encodes 224 amino acids.